This is a messenger RNA of Tarenaya hassleriana, 2023 nucleotides long. Its product is annotated as putative pectinesterase/pectinesterase inhibitor 43. Gene Ontology annotation, molecular function: pectinesterase inhibitor activity; pectinesterase activity. Lineage: Eukaryota; Viridiplantae; Streptophyta; Magnoliopsida; Brassicales; Cleomaceae. The transcript has 4 exons. The record is from RefSeq and is a predicted model, not a curated record. Gene Ontology annotation, biological process: cell wall modification. The coding region runs from base 72 to 1829 and encodes 585 amino acids.
AAUUCGAAAAUAAGCCCCGAACUCACAUUUCUUAAUUAAAAAAAAUAUAAAUAUAUAAAUAUUUUUUAAAAAUGAUGCAAUCAUCAUUAGGAGGGAACGUCGACGGCGGUUACAGCGAGAAGAGGAAGAAGAAGUACGCCGUGAUAGUCGGCGUCUCCUCUUUCCUCGUCGUGACGAUGUUCAUCGGCACCGCCGUGAUGUCCUCCGGCUCCGGCGGACACGAGCGGGCGAUCAAGGCCGGAAACAAGCUCGUCGUGAAAACGGCGGUGAACGUGAUCUGCUCCUCCACGGACUACAAAGAAACCUGCGUCGCGAGCCUCGAGACCGUUCGAUCGCCCGAUCCGCGGAACCUGAUCAAAUCGGCGUUCGAAUUCGCGAUCAAAUCGAUCCAGAAGGGGAUCAAUCAGGCGGCGAUCGAUCUCCGGAUGAGGGCGAAAUCGGAUCGGCGCACGAGAGAGGCGCUGGAGAAUUGCGUGGAGCUGAUGGAGAAUUCGGUGGAGGAUCUGAGGAAAUCGAACGAGAAAUUCGCGGGAUUCGCCUUCACGAGACUGCGAGAUAUCGCGGAAGAUCUGGGCGUAUGGCUGAGCGGUGCGAUCACGUACCAGCAGACGUGUAUUGACGGGUUCGAAGGGAUCGAUAGCGACGCGGCCGAGAUCAUGGAACGGAUCUUCAAGACGGCGCAGCAGCUCACGAGCAACGGACUGGCCAUCGCCACUAAUCUCGACAAUUUGCUCAAGUUUUUCCACAUUCCCAUCCCUUUUCUCACGACGUCGAGAGACAGCACCGACGAAGACAGCAUCGAACCGGUCGGACGACAACUAACGGAGUUCCCGGAUUGGGUGACGGGCCAUUCCCGAAGGCUACUGGCGGAGAAGGGGGGAAGGAUAAGGGCAAACGCGGUGGUGGCUAAGGACGGGAGCGGACAGUACAGGACGAUAACCGAGGCAUUGGCCGCCGUCCCAAAGAAUAACGAGAGAAGGUUCGUUAUUUACAUAAAGAGUGGCGUUUACGCCGAGAAUGUUGAACUCACCAAGAAGAUGACUCACGUCAUGUUCAUCGGAGACGGUCCUACUAAGACAAUUGUCACCGGAAAUCUCAGCUUCCACCCCAACCGUAUCAGCACCUAUCGCACCUCCACCGUUGCUGUGAACGGAGACUGGUUCAUGGCGAAGGACAUGGCGUUCGAGAACACAGCAGGGCCGGAGGGGCACCAGGCCGUAGCCCUGCGAGUGUCGGCAGAUUACGCGGUGUUCUACAACUGCAGGAUGGACGGAUACCAGGACACGCUUUACGUCCACACCCACCGCCAGUUCUACCGCGACUGCCGCAUCUCAGGCACCAUCGAUUUCGUCUUUGGCGACGCCAAGGCCGUCUUCCAGAACUGCCAGUUCGUGGUCCGACGUCCCAUGGAGAAUCAACAGUGCAUCGUCACGGCUCAAGGCCGUAAAGACCGCCGUGAAACCACCGGAAUCGUCAUCCACAAGUCCCGCAUCAUGGGUGAUCCCACAUACCUUCCUGUUAAGACCAAGAACAGGGCGUAUUUGGGAAGACCGUGGAAAGAAUAUUCGAGGACAGUGAUAAUGAACUCGUUGAUAGACGACAUAAUAGACCCAGAAGGAUGGAUGAAGUGGAACGAGACGUUCGCAUUGGACACUCUAUACUACGCAGAGUAUCAGAAUACGGGUCCGGGUUCGGAUCAGGCCGGUCGGGUCAGGUGGAACGGCAUCCAACACCUCUCCGACUCGGCCGCCACUCAGUACACUCCCGACAAUUUCCUACGUGGCAACACUUGGAUUCCUAAGACGCGUGUCCCUUAUGCCGCCAAUUAGAUUUGGCCCAUUUGUCCUCUCAUCGUCCGUGUCUAUAACGUGACGUCUCUUACCGUUUGUGUGAGUGUAUAUCAAUCCGGGGAAUUGAAGGAUUUGUAUGUAUCAUUUUCUGUUUUUUUUUUACGUGAGGAGAUUUGUUUAUAUCGACAAUUUAACGAUUUUGUAUUUGUUAUUUUAUGAGACAAUGAUUUUUA